AGACCAGCUAAGUGAUAUGGCAAUCACAAUAGAUAUGCUAAACUUUCUUUGUUCACUCUCUCAAGCAUUGUAGUUGGACAUAAACUUUACACUAAACGAGAGAGGGACACGCAUAUUCAUUGGUAUACUUUCUCAAUGGAGAACGCUUUUGCAACCGAGUAUAAUUUAAAACAAAUGAAAAUUGCCAGUCGUUUUAAAGUUAGCACCUAAAUUCGACCAGUAUAGUUCCAUAGAAUGGAUUCGGCUGCGAGAAAUCAACUGAGUGGUGUCAUUUGUAGCUCUGCCAGGUUUGGAGGGGAAGAGGUGUGUUCUUUGUCUCAGAAGUGGGAUGAACACGCAAGAAAUUUGGUCAGAAAGCAGAAACUGAAUCCUUUUUCUGGCCAGUCUUCUGAAAGUUGCCGUCAAGUAUGGGUCAAAGGGACGUCCGAAUACGCACAGCCGGUAGGAAAGACGGCGGAACGUAGAAAGAAGGCAAACAACCACAUCGACCAACAAAUUGAUCUGCUUUGUUACGUCAUCAGGUCCAUGGGCGAACCCGAUGACGUCAGAGGUGGAUUAUCCGUAACAUUCGGAGAUUUGUUUCAAAGAUACACACGAAUAUCAAGUACACUGGUUGGAAUCCUCAUUCGUGCCCGGAAACGCAAUAUUGUUCACUUCGUUGGAGAGAUGCUAUGGCAACGUCGCGACGAUGACGUCAUAAUAACUUUAUUAGACUAUUGACGUCAUGAUAAAUGCAUAACUUUGGCAAUAUUUUAUAGAGUACCGUGGGUGAAGAUGGGACACCUUUAGCACAUAAUAUCCAAAUAUCCUGAUCGUGUUUAAAACAAUUAACAACGGUCCAUGGUAGUCGUGAGGAUACGGUUUUAUAAUUCUUUGAAUGUUCUUUGUUUACUACCAAAUAGGAAAAGAAAAUUGAAUAAAAAGUGUCCCAUCUUACCCCACCUACUAUACUACAAGUACAGAAUAUUUGUGUAAACAUCUAACAUUACCUCAACAGCCGAACACUAAACAACACACUAACUUUUGCUGUAAAAUUGUUUAUAUAUAUAUAUGUAUAUCUUUAUUGAAUUAAGGUUUAAACAUUUUUUAUGGAAAUGGUACAAAAUAUUGCAACCUUUAAAUUUAUGAUGCACACAACAUAACAAUAACAGAAUUGGAAUGAUAUCCAUUAUAUAUGAAAAACACAGGGUUUGUUUAUAAAAAAUCAAAAUAUUGCAACACCUUAAAAUCGCACAGUAACUAAUUAAAACAUUUAUUUAUAGCUGUAUUUUGCUAAACAGGUCGAAUCAGUUAAGUUUUCCAUGUGCAGUCUGAUCUUAUUAUGCUGUUAUUGUGAAUUAAACACUUACACAUUAAUAAACUACACGAAAAAAA
Molecule: messenger RNA, 1374 nt
Organism: Ciona intestinalis (vase tunicate)
Lineage: Eukaryota; Metazoa; Chordata; Ascidiacea; Phlebobranchia; Cionidae
Product: actin-binding Rho-activating protein-like
Biological process (GO): positive regulation of transcription by RNA polymerase II; positive regulation of Rho protein signal transduction
Cellular component (GO): sarcomere
Molecular function (GO): actin binding
Source: RefSeq, a predicted model, not a curated record